AUGAGCGUGCAAGCCAUACUGCGCACGCAGCAGGCGCUCAGCGUCUUGGCCGCCCUCAUGCUGACGGCGCACUGGUUCCCGAAGCAAGCGGUCGUCGUCAAUUAUGAAGAGUUUGACUUCAUCAUCGUGGGCGCAGGGUCGGCCGGCAGCGUCGUCGCCGACCGGCUGUCCGAGUGCGCCGCCCGCCGCGUGCUGGUGAUCGACGCGGGAGGCGACCCGCCGCUCGAGUCCAUGACGCCGGCACUUUUCUCCUACUUACCAGAUACAAAGUAUGAUUGGAACUUCACUUCCGAAAAUGAUAACUACACAUCGCAGUCUCACUCGAUCAAGGCGCUGAAUCUGACGAGUGGCCGAGUGCUGGGCGGCGGCAGCAGCCUCAACUACUUGAUGUACGUGCGCGGUUGCGCCGGGGACUACGACUCCUGGGCGCGAGCCGUGCGAGACGACUCAUGGAGCUACCGAAAUAUUCUCGCUUACUUUAUAAAAAGCGAGAGGCUCGAAGAUCCAGACAUCCUGAGCUCUCCUGACUGUGUUUUUCACGGCACUGAUGGUUUUUUAGGGGUGACCAGAGAAAAUAGAAAGGAGACGUACACAUAUUUAGAUGCCUUUAAGGAGGCAGGGCAUGACAUUGUAUUCGACGUGAACGGUAGAAAGAGCAUAGGUUACACCUUACCACUUCUCACAGUUGCCAACGGAAUAAGACAAACGACAGCGUACACUAAUCUAGGAGUGAACAAAGAUAGAGAAAAUCUGCACAUCCUUAAAAAUACCCUUGUCAGUAAAAUUUUGUUUGAUGAAAAUAAUAACGCAAUCGGAGUGACGGCAAUAACGGCUGAUAACAGAAAACUAACUCUCUUAGCCAACAAGGAAGUUAUAAUAUCUGCCGGAGCACUCAACACUCCCAAGCUUCUCAUGCUCUCUGGUAUUGGACCAAAGGAACAUUUAGAGUCUAUGAAAAUAAAAGUAAGAAGUGAUCUCCCAGUCGGUAUGAACUUGCAAGAUCAUGUUAAUAUCAUAGUGUCCAUAAAAAUGGAGGCAUCCAGCGCACCACCGGUACCACAGAAUCCUAAUCAAUUCCCAAUUCCUUUUGUGGUGGGCUAUGUGGCCAUCAAUAAGUCUCGCUCUUGCGCUGAGUACCAAGUUUUCAACUUUAUAACUCCCAAUGACUCCGAAUCACCAUCCGACCUAUGCGAAUUUAAUUACGGAUAUGAGCAAUCUAUCUGCCGGCAUAUUCUUGAAGCAGGUAAAGGUAGAAAUACUUUGUUCGUAAAUUUAAAUCAUCUUCAUCCGAAAUCCAGAGGACGAGUGACAUUACGGAGUAACAAUCCGCAGGACUCUCCGAUUGUGAAUUUGGGAACUCUGUCUGACGACAGAGACUUAGACGAUUUGGCGGACUACUUGUACGAUUACGUUCAGGUUGUUAACACAACAUAUUUCAGAAAUGUCAAUGCAGAAAUAGUGGAUUUAAAUAUUCCCAGAUGCAAGGGUUUGCAGUUCGCCAGCAGGCCAUACUGGCGAUGCUACGCGCUGUACAUGACGACCACCAUGUUCCACUACGCCGGCACGAGCGCAAUGGGCUCCGUGGUGGACGGCCGCCUGCGAGUGCUCCGCGUGCAGCGCCUGCGCGUGGCGGACAACAGCGUCAUGCCCACGCUCAUCAGCGGGAACACUAACGCUGCUGCGCUCAUGAUCGGCGAAAAGGCCUCGGACAUGAUAAAGCGGGACCACCCACAGACGGGGCCUCAGCACGCGUACUACGCCCAAUAUUACAGGCGCUUUGAUUAG
Molecule: messenger RNA, 1785 nt
Organism: Pararge aegeria (speckled wood butterfly)
Lineage: Eukaryota; Metazoa; Arthropoda; Insecta; Lepidoptera; Nymphalidae
Product: glucose dehydrogenase [FAD, quinone]-like
Exons: 3
Coding region: 1-1785 (594 amino acids)
Molecular function (GO): ecdysone oxidase activity; flavin adenine dinucleotide binding
Source: RefSeq, a predicted model, not a curated record